AUUUAGAUAUCGCGGUACUGAAAGCUUUAAAGUGAAACUUAAAAUUGGUACGGAUUUCUUUUAUAAAAAAAAUAAUACAUACAUUUUUUUUAAUCUACAUAGUAUGUUUUAAUUUUUUUUUUAUGUAAACGGAAUAUAUUUACACAAUUACAAAAAAAAAAAAUGUUUUAAAAAUAUUUAGAUUCCAUGUGCAGCAAAUAGAUAGAAAAAGAAAGUAAAGAAGAAGAAAAGAUUACCGUGAAAUUGUUCCAGUUUUCAUUUUUGUUUUACGUUUUUAUCAAAAUUGGUGUUAAAUUCUUUGAAUAGUUGCAAAAAAAUUUUUUGGGGGGAUGGCGAAGAACAAAUUUUUUUAAGUUAAAAUGAAUUUUCUAUUAAUUAUUAUUUAUUAAAAUCAACUACUUUAUUUUAUCUUUCACACUAAUUUCAAAAAAAAAUCAUGGAAAUGAAAAUUCUCCAAAAAAAUGUAUAAUAAUCAGUGAAAUUUUGUUUUUACAUAUUUAUUUAAUUUACUUAAUAUUAUUAUAAUUUAUUUCUUUUUUUUAAAAAAAAAAACUAAUGCAAUUAAUUAAUCUUAUUUCUAAAGAAAUAUUUUGUUUUGCAAAAACGCAACUUAAUUUUACUAAUUAAUAUAAAAUAUCAUCGUUAGAAUACAAUUAUUUAUUGAAGUUUCGCUCAAAAUUUAAAAUAAACCUAUUAAAAAUGUCUUCGAAUUUAAUACCAGACGCUCAACAUUCAGUUGAUAUACUUCGAGCACUUUUGAACAUACAAAAGCGUCCAUUAUUAUUAUCUGUAUUGUUGAAAGAGUAUCGUGAUAUGGAAGGUAAAAAUUUACCAUUCAAACUUUAUGGAUUUAAAUCGCCUGAAGAAUAUUUAAAAUCAUCAGGAAAAUUUUUAGUAAUUAAUGAUAGAGGAGAGAUUUACAUUAGUGCCCGUCCAAAUAAAGAUUCAGCUCAUAUUGUUGAUAUGAUUACAAAUCAAAAAGCUAACAAAAAUCGUCGUACAUUUGGUAAUUCAAAUAAUCGUAUGCCCACAAAAAAUGAUCAAAGCUGGAAUAAAAGCUCAUUUUCAUCAAAUGUUUACAAUAAAUUACCAUCGAAAUCCUUUGGUGAUUCCAGAAAUAACAGACGUGGUUACAAUAAAUCAAAAAAAAAUAAUCAGAAUGUUAAUCAAAGAUUAACUGGCGAUUCAAAUAAUAAUUCAAAUACAAGUAAUAAUAGAAAUAUAGCAGAUAAUGUAGCAAAAACGACAGGAGAUAGUAAAAAAGAUUUUAAUGGGGGCUCAACUGUUCAAAUUAAACCUUUAAUGGCCAAUAUGGUUUCCAAACCGGACCUAAACGAUAGAAUAAACUUAAAUAAACAAUCUAGUAAUCAAAAUCAACCAGGUGAUAAAAAGCAACGUCAAAAGCAACAAUCUCCAAAGCAGGACAAACAAAGUAAUUCAAAUGAAAAGCAUAAUACAAAAAAUUCGAAAGAAUCACAUAAUAAAAAUGAGGUGGAACAUAUCAAGAGUAACCAGAAACAAACACAAAAAAAUUCAAAUAUUCAAUCAAAAUCCAAUACCCAAAUAUCUUCCGUAACAAAUCGUUUAGAAAACAUUAGAAAUGUUAAGAAUUUAAAUUUUAACACUGAAAAAAUUGACGAUUCGAAAAAAUCUUUCAGUUCAACUAACAAAACUAAUGAAACUACAUCACCAAUAAUCCGAUUCGGUCUCCCUUCAAUACAGGAUAGGUUAAAAAUUCAUAAAACACAAGUUUCUCCUGAAAAAGAGUUAAAUUCACCUCUCAUAACACCUCCUAUAUCACCAUUAACUGAAUAUUCUGCAAGACCAAUUUCCUCAUCCAAUAGCAGUAGACAUAGCUCUCAAGAUUCUCUGCAAAACUAUAUGAAUUCCGUAAAGGGAAAAUCAUCUGUGAUAAAUAAACAGACAAAUAAGACUAAAAAUAUUUUGUUGCCGACAGAAAAAUACGAAUUCGACCCGAAAUUAAAUUCUGUAAACUCUUUAAUCGAUUAUUGCAUGGCUCGUGGAUUUCCAGAGCCCCGUUUCAACUUUGUGCAACCAAAAUUCAUGCAUAAAAAAAUAUAUUGCAGUGUAACCAUAAAUGGUAAAACGUACACAACAAUUCCGAAAUAUUUUACUGACCCAGAAAUAGCAAAAGCUGCUUGUGCGGCAAUUGCUAUUCAGGAAAUUAAAGAAACUGAGCUGGCUAUUUUAUCGUAUCCUGUUUGUACAGAUACUGAUUCAGAUUUAUUAAUGAAAAUCUAUCAAGAACUGAAUCUAAAUCAUGCAACAAAUGGAAUUUUUCUCAAUGGUUUACCAAAAGUUUUUGAAUCUAAAUUUCAACAAACUUUACCUGAUCACUGGGUUUCAUUAAUUGAGAAGUCAAAACUAUUUGUCCUUGAAAAAACAGCAGACGGUAACACCAUACUGUUUCCAAAAUUUGGUAUAGAUGAAACGAAUUAUUUAACAACAGAACAAGAUGAGCUUAUAAUUGACCCUUUACAAUUACCGUGGGAUAACAAAUAUUGGAAUUUGUACAUAACGCACUGUGCAUCUACCAUAGAAGUUUGGGCUCGUAUUGUUGACAAAGAGUACAGUCAGCAAUUAGAUUCGUUAUUAAAUGACAUUGAUUUAGAAAUGUUAACUGAUAAAACUCGACCAGGAUCAUUAACAACCGGUCAAAUGUAUUUAGUUUGCAUUUCUGAAUGUUGGCAUCGUGUGCGUUUGGAAAGAAUGAAUAAAGGUGCCGGCAAAUGUUUAUGUUUUUUCAUUGAUUUUGGUGACGAUGACUGGUUAUCUAUGGAUCAACUUUUUAUAUGUGAUAAAAAAUUUUUAAAACUUCCACCUCAAGCUGUACCUUUUAGUUUAUUUGGUUUGGAAGAUUUCGCUGAAAAUCCCGUUGCCAACCGCCAUUUAAAUGAAAUGUUGAUGGGUAAAACAUUAAUUGCUCAGAUUUUUACAAAAAAGGAAACUUAUGAGGCAAAAAAUAUUUCGAAGUCUUCAUCUUCUUUCGGUGGUUCCUCAGAAGACUUAAAUGAAAUAAUAAAAAUACAGGCUGUGUUAUAUGAUACAUCUUCAAAUGUUGAUAUUGUUUUAAACCCUUUGUUGAUAAAUAAAAUUUGCGAUGAUACACCAGCUCCUGAAUUAAAGCAGAAUGGUGCAAAUAACGUUAACAUAACACAUGUUACUGAUAACGGUGAUAUUUACUUACAAAUUUUGGACUCUGGUUUGCAUUAUGUUCAGAAAUUAAUUUCGCAAUUAGUGGAAUCAAAGUUUCAACAAGAUCAAUAUAAAGUUAAUGCGACUGAUAUGGGAACUUCAAAUUUAUAUCUGAUACAUGAUAAGGACGAUAAUCGAUGGUAUAGGGGUUGCCUUGCCGAAGAUAAGAUUGAAAAUCAAGACAAUGUAUUCAAAAUGUAUUACGUUGAUUAUGGUUUUACAAAACGAAUAAAUAUUUCAAACAUAUUUCGUUUGGAAUCACUUAGCGCAGCUCUAAGUCGAUAUCCUAGACAAGGUUUGAAAGCUAAAAUGUAUAAUUUGCCACCAUUAAACGAGUUUGUAUUAGGCAGAUUAAAAGCGUUGUUGCCUCCAGAUUCUUUAGCAAUUGUUAAACUGGCAUUUAAUAGAUUAGACACAAGUCGUAAUGUGAUCCCGCAAAUAACUGUUUUUGUCCGUAUCGAUAGAAAUCAAAGUUUGUGUAAUGUGAAUGAUGCUAUUAGAAUGGAAUACGAGCUAAACUCCGAUGAUUUUGCAGUGGAAACUUAUAAGACAACGACAAAUAGUAAUAUAAAUUCUUUUUCAGCUCCCAGUUCACCGAUUUCGCAACAAUCAAAAACAGAAAUGCCGUUCGGUUUUCGUAGCUUAUCAGUUCGUUCACCAAUAACUGUCCCUACCACACCAACGAAAGGUUCUUUACCAAAAUUGAAUAUGGAUUUUUGUCUUCCUAAAAAGGGUGAAAUAUUCAAUGUUUUAGUGACCCUAGCAUCGAAUCCAUUUAACUUUUUUGUAAGACCAUAUAGUGAUUUUCUACACUUUCAAAGUAUGAUGACAGAAUUACAAAAUUUUUGUCAAGAUAAUGACGAAUUUAUUCCAAACGAUAUGAUUGAAGAAGGUGAAGCUUAUGCAGUACUUUUGGAAGAUGGUUUUUAUUAUAGAUGUGUAAUAGAAAGAACCUUGCCACAUCAAACAAGCCUUGUGUAUUUUUGUGAUUGUGGAGAUAGAAAUGUAGUUGAUGUAAAUAAAUUACGAACAUUACCAGCAAAAUGUCGUGAUUUGCCUAUUCAAGCUAUUCAAGCUAAACUACAUGGAGUAAAACCAAGUAAAGGAGAAUGGACUUUAAAUGAUAGCAUACGUUUUAGUGAAUUGACCGUUGGGCAAAGAUUUGCUUCUGUUGUGCAAAAUAUUUCAAUUGACGACUUUGAUCCUAAUAAAAAAUCAAAAGUUUUAGAAUUAACAUUAAUUGAUGUUCUCACUGAAGAAGAUAUAUAUAUUCACGAGAUUUUAGUUGAAGAAAACCGUGCUGUUAAAUGCUAAAUUAGUUUGUAAUAUUUAUUUUUUCUUGCACUUUUUAUUUAGAAAAUUUCUAAAAGAAAAUAUAGUUUUUAAAAAAAAAAAUACUAUUAAUAUGUUAAAGUAAAACUUAAAUAUAUACGUAGAUAGAGAUUUUUCAAAUUAAUAAAAAAGUAGAUAGAAAAAUUUCUCGGUCUCCUUUCUCUAAAUGCUGAAAAAUAAUUUCAAGUUAUUGCUUGAUAUUUUUAAAAUAAAAUUAAUAAAAAUAAAAUUUUUUACGUAUUUUUGAUAAAUAAUAUUUUUUGUACUAAAUGAAAAAACUAUUAUUGAAAUUGGUUUAUAAAAUUAAGUAGGAACGUAUUUCUUUUAGAAGUAAUC
This is a messenger RNA of Condylostylus longicornis, 4884 nucleotides long. Its product is annotated as tudor domain-containing protein 7-like. The transcript has 13 exons. Lineage: Eukaryota; Metazoa; Arthropoda; Insecta; Diptera; Dolichopodidae. Gene Ontology annotation, biological process: spermatogenesis. Bases 700 to 4530 code for a protein of 1276 amino acids. The record is from RefSeq and is a predicted model, not a curated record.